This is a messenger RNA of Argentina anserina (silverweed cinquefoil), 996 nucleotides long. Its product is annotated as UMP-CMP kinase 3-like. Gene Ontology annotation, biological process: 'de novo' pyrimidine nucleobase biosynthetic process; UDP biosynthetic process; CDP biosynthetic process. Lineage: Eukaryota; Viridiplantae; Streptophyta; Magnoliopsida; Rosales; Rosaceae. The record is from RefSeq and is a predicted model, not a curated record. The transcript has 8 exons. Gene Ontology annotation, molecular function: UMP kinase activity; ATP binding. Gene Ontology annotation, cellular component: cytoplasm; nucleus. The coding region runs from base 66 to 686 and encodes 206 amino acids.
GUGGAAUAUUGUAUCCAUAUCAACACAGAAUUUAUAUUCACCCAGAUCUUCAAUCAAUUGUUUACAUGGAAAACUUAAUCCUUUUGCAGGAGGCUAAUCGAAGCUUAGCCGAUCUGAAUCCUACUAUUGUUUUCGUCUUAGGUGGCCCCGGCAGUGGAAAGGGUACCCAAUGCGCAAACAUUGUUCAGCACUUUGGGUUUACACAUCUGAGUGCUGGUGAUCUACUACGAGCAGAAAUCAAGUCUGGUUCUGAAAAUGGAACCAUGAUUUCGAACAUGAUAAGGGAAGGUAAAAUUGUCCCCUCAGAAGUAACAAUUAAGCUUCUUCAGCAAGCAAUGCUGGAGAGUGGUAAUGACAAGUUUCUUAUUGACGGGUUUCCUCGUAAUGAAGAGAACCGUUCUGCAUUUGAGGCUGUGACUAACAUCGAGCCUUCAUUUGUCCUGUUUUUUGAUUGUUCUGAAGAAGAGAUGGAGAGGCGCCUUUUGAGUAGGAACCAGGGAAGAGAAGAUGAUAACAUAGAAACAAUAAGGAAGCGGUUUAAGGUUUUUCUUGAGUCUAGUCUCCCAGUGAUAGAAUACUAUAACUCCAAGGGGAAAGUUCGAAAGAUUGAUGCUGGAAAGCCUAUUGAAGAGGUUUAUGAGUCUGUAAAAGCCAUUUUUGCCCCGAAAAACGAGAAGGCUGACUAAUUACAACAGUGGAGCAUUCAAGACUUCAGAUUUUUAUUAUUUUUGAGGUCCUGCUAUUUGUAGCUGCAAAACACAUUGUAUUCUUUUGAAGGUUUCAUUUCACAUGGUCAAAACAUAUUAUAGAAGGUUGAAGGUCGAAUGUUACAUUUCACUUGGCCGAUAUAUUUAUAUACAAUUGAGGUGCACUCCUCUUCAUAUAACUAUUGUAUUGUAAUUUGAAUGCUCUUAGUAAUAACUAUGGGGACAAUGCUCCUUUUAGUGUGUACCCUAGCUCAGUCCUUGAAUCUACAUAUGUUUAUUUUAACACCCA